This is a messenger RNA of Triticum aestivum (bread wheat), 2186 nucleotides long. RefSeq lists its product as uncharacterized. Bases 921 to 2102 code for a protein of 393 amino acids. The transcript is spliced from 6 exons. Gene Ontology annotation, biological process: protein phosphorylation. Gene Ontology annotation, molecular function: protein kinase activity; ATP binding. NCBI's taxonomy places the organism in Eukaryota, Viridiplantae, Streptophyta, Magnoliopsida, Poales, Poaceae. The record is from RefSeq and is a predicted model, not a curated record.
UGUGUAGCCAAGCUCAAGCUCAUUCCCAGAUUAAGGGCAUCUCCAACGCUUGUAGGUGCGUUGACGAGCACCUACGCGACGGUUAGAACAGUAACAUGGACCAUGCAAAUGUGGCACCAAGCAAAAUGUCAUACCAAUCAUUGGGAGAAAUGACAAAUGGUUUCUCUAAGGAAAGGGAACUUGGUAGAGGCGCAUAUGGAACCGUCUAUUUGGGUGUGAACAAAGAUGGGCAAAAAAUUGCUGUGAAGGUGCUUCGCGAUUUAGAAAAUGCUGAUGAGAUAUUUGAGAAAGAAUAUCACAACCUACAAAGUCUGCAACACCAGAAUAUUGUGCGGUUGGUUGGCUAUUGCAAUUAAACUCGACUAGUAGAAGUGUUGUACAAUGGAAAUAUGGUUCCUGCUUAUUCAAUUCACAGGGCACUUUGCCUUGAGUAUAUGGAAAAUGGAAGCCUUGAAAAGUGUAUUUCUGGUACGAUGCACAUUGUUUUAUUGGUAUAGGUGGUAGAAUUACUAUGAAUCAAUCGUAUAUACUCCCCCAUAUACAAAUUUAGACGGUAUUAUUAUUCUUUAAUUCAAAGUCUUUUAUGUUUGACUAAGUUUGUAGAAAAAAAUCAUUUCUAUAAUACCAAACAGAUGCAUUAUGAAAGUAUAUUCCGGAUGUAUCUAUUGGUAUUGGUUUGAUAUUGCAUACUUUUUGUAUAAACUUGGUCAAACCUGAGAAAUUUUAACUUAGGACAAAAAUGAGAAGUGCAUUUUGGAAUGGAGGGAGUAUUAGUAUGAUAUUGGUUUUAAGGAAGCUAUUUGUUUGUUGCUACAGUUGUAUCUAGUGGACAUGAUUGGCCCACACGUUAUGCAAUAAUUAACGGGAUUUGCAAGGGUUUGCACUACCUUCACGAGGAACUGAAACCUCCUGUUUUUCAUAUGGAUUUAAAGCCAGCGAAUGUACUGCUAGAUGAUGACAUGAUGCCUAGAAUUUCUGAUUUCGGAAUCUCGAGACUAGUGGGAGAAAAACGAACAUGGGAAACUAAAUAUUGGAAAGGAACAUUGGGGUACUUACCACGAGAAUAUAUAGACCAUUGUCUAAUUUCGAAUAAGGUGGACAUAUUCAGCUUGGGUGUUAUGAUUCUACAGAUAAUGGCAGGACCUAAGGGCUACUCGCAAAGUUGUGACAUAUCCCCAAGCGAAAAAUUCAUUGAGCUUCUAGUUGGAAAAUGGAGGAAUAGGCUACAGGCAACACCAAUGGGUGCGUUGGAGUCCAUCUGCCAGCAAGUCAGGACAUGCAUUAUGCUAGCUUUACAAUGUGUGGACCCUGAUCGGCACAAGAGGCCGGUGAUAGGGUCCAUUUGUUUUUCGCUAGCAUAUACAGGGGCGAUAUGGACCCCUAGUUAUUAUACUAUCGGUGAAGUGGUGGACGACAACAAGUUGGAUAAAAUGGUAAGGUACACGGGCAAACCUAAGACGCAGGUAGACCGAGCACGAGAGGCCUUGAACCUAGUGCACGAGGAAAAUAAGGAGAUCUUGGCUUUUAGGACAUUGGCCCGUAUUGUACCAUUUUCCAAAACGGGUACGCACUGCCUCAUCUAUAACGCGACCGGUGAUAACCUCCACUAUGUCGACAACCACGACUGGCACGGUCACAUUGUUGACGAUACGUCGUACCCACGAGUUAUCGGCAAUGGACAAUGGGCCAUCAUCCAUCAUGAGUACUCAUUUUCUAAAGGUUCAACUGCUUGCGUGGUAUACCGUGGCAAGAUCAAAGAUGGUCAGUACAAGGAUUACCUGCUUGCCUGGACCGCUCAGAUCCGCCCGUUUACGAGCAACAAGUCUUAUUGCGAGAUUGGUGGUGUCGACUACUUCCAAACACGCUGGGAUGAUACAUACAAUAAAAUGAAGGGGUCUGAUAAUUCUUCGACUGCCAAGUUCGAUAGACACGAGAUUGACACAAUAAUUUGCCAAGAUCGUUAUCUCCCCAAGUUUAUCGCAAUAAUCUCGCUGAUGACCCAUCUCGGCGGAAAAGCGACGUCUACGGUGCCAUGGGACAACUGCGGUGGCUUAAUGAAUUUUAUUGUCAUGGAUGAUGAUCUCGUACCAGAACAGCGGUGACAUUGUAUGCUUCUUGUUAUGCAUCCUAUAUAUUGUAAUUCAUCUCAGACAUUCAUGAAUCUUCAUUUUGACUCUUGAGUUGCA